This is a messenger RNA of Caenorhabditis sp. 36 PRJEB53466, 1174 nucleotides long. Lineage: Eukaryota; Metazoa; Nematoda; Chromadorea; Rhabditida; Rhabditidae. The record is from the annotation of a GenBank genome assembly.
AUGGAACUCUCAUCUUUGUUCUCGAUUCUACUGUUUUUCUUUGAAGUCAAUGCAGCUGCAAAAGACGAUGACAACGGAUUCUACAAAUUCCUUCAAGAUUCUUUCCAGGUUAUCAUGACCACAGAGUGCUCGGAAUUCAAAAUUUUCCAGAAAGAUGAAGAGUAUCGUCGAGCCCCCUUGGCAAAAAAACAUAACAAACCGAAAGUGAGUACAGAACCUGUAAAACUGGCGGAUACGGUUCAACUUCCCGGUAAUCUCCAACCUCCCGCCAACUUUCCCCCACGCAAUUCUCUUUUUAUUGCAGGAGGCUAUAAUCCACUUCCCGGCAGAACAUCCUACGGAGACUACUGGCCUCUCAUGCCGAUGUCAAACCAAUAUCACGCAGCGGUGACCUAUGAUACGUCGAGUGGAAGGGUUUGUUCGGACGGUCGACCCGACAGAUAUAUCAAAAGUGUUUUAGCAUGUUGGAGGAGACAUUCUUGUUCCUGUUCCGUAUUGGAAUAACUUUCUGAACAUUGGAGGCCAUUACAUCGAACGUUUCCAGGUUUUGAAUGAGAAUGAAAAUCAGAUUGCACACGUUUCAAAGUGUUUUCAGGAAGAAUGGGUGAAAAUAGGAUACGUGAACAGCCCUGUCAACAUGUUGGGCCUAACAAAAGAUCAAAUUGCAAGACUAUUGUCAGACCCUUUAUUGCAUUUUAACAAACGUAUGUCUAGCCAACCAGGAACUAACAUUAAAAACUAGACAACUUUUCAUGACAAUUUUCCCAGAAAUUCAUCCAAAAUUGCCGGUUGGAGCUUUGCCACGAGAGUAUGAGCCCGUGUCUUGUAAACCGCCACUUUGCAAUCCGUACACAGGAACUAUGGGUGUUGGAGUAUGAUGAUAUUUCUGAGGAGUGUUCAAGAAAAUGGAAUUUCAGGUUGAAGCAAACUACAGAAUUGAAGACGGAGUGGAAGGAGAACUUGACUUGCCAAUUCCUCUUGGAAAAGACCUUGCUUACAGAUUUCCUCUAUCUGGAAACAUUCAUUAUGGUGGGAGUGCGAACUUUUCGAAACAUCAAAGUUGAGUUUCCUUGCAGAUCAUGACGACACUUCUGUCAACUACGGACAGAACCUGAGUCCGCUUGAUCCACUGUUCCCAGGACUUCCAAAUGAGAAUAAAGCACGGAUUAACUAA